Molecule: messenger RNA, 2824 nt
Organism: Mus musculus (house mouse)
Lineage: Eukaryota; Metazoa; Chordata; Mammalia; Rodentia; Muridae
Product: predicted gene 6871
Exons: 4
Coding region: 114-1430 (438 amino acids)
Biological process (GO): regulation of DNA-templated transcription
Cellular component (GO): nucleus
Source: RefSeq, marked validated
AUGUUGCUGGUUCAAUGCUGUAGCUGAGGAGGCUGGAGCGGUUUGUGUGUCCUGCUCAGUGUGCUACUGCUGGGUGCUGUGAGGGGAAUUCAGGCGAGCUCAGACCUCGCGACAUGGAUGCAUUGACCUUUGAUGAUGUGCAUGUACACUUCACUCGGGAGGAGUGGUCCUUGCUGGAUCCAUCUCAGAAGAGACUUUACAAAGAUGUGAUGCUGGACACCUACAGGAAUCUCACCACUAUAGGAUACAAUUGGGAAGACCAUAAUAUUGAAGAACAGUGUCAAAGUGGUAGAAGACAUGGAAGGCACCAAACAAGUCAUGCAGGAGAGAAACACUGUGAAUAUACACAAUAUGAUAACGUCUUCACAUAUCACAGUCAUCUUCACAAGCAUGAACAAAUUCAAACUCAAGAGAAACCCUCUGAAGGCUUUCAACAUAUUGAAGCUCUUGCAUGUCAUAGUAGUCUUCAAAUACAUAAAAGAACAGAUACUGGAAAGAAACCCUACAAAUGUAAUCAAUGUGAUAAAGUCUUUUCACAACAGAGACAUCUCCGAACACAUGAAAGAACUCAUACUGGAAAGAAACCCUAUGAAUGUGAUCAAUGUGGUAAAGCCUUUGCAUAUCAGUCUGCUUUGGUCUUGCAUAAAAGAACACAUACUGGAGAGAAACCCUAUGAAUGUGAUCAAUGUGGUAAAGCCUUUGCACAUCACUUUACUGUGGUCUUGCAUAAAAGAACACAUACUGGAGAGAAACCCUAUGAAUGUGAUCAAUGUGGUAAAGCCUUUGCAUAUCAGUCUGCUUUGGUCUUGCAUAAAAGAACACAUACUGGAGAGAAACCUUAUGAAUGUAAUCAGUGUGGAAAAACCUUUGCACAAAUAAAUCAUCUCCGAACACAUAAAGUAGUACAUACUGGAGAGAAACCCUACAAAUGUAAUCAAUGUGAUAAAGCCUUUUCACAACAGAGUCAUCUCCGAAUACAUGAAAGAACACAUACUGGAGAGAAACCUUAUAAAUGUAAUCAGUGUGGUAAAUCAUUUGUAUCUCACAGUCAUCUUCAAAGUCAUGGAAGAAUUCACACUGGAGAGAAACCUUACAAAUGUAAUCAAUGUGAUAAAGCCUUUGCACAACACAAUAGUCUCCAAAUACAUAAAAGAACACAUACUGGAGAGAAACCCUACAAAUGCAAUCAAUGUGAUAAAGCCUUUGCACAAAGCAGUAGUCUCCAAUAUCAUAAAAGAACACAUACUGGAGAGAAACCCUAUGAAUGUGAUCAAUGUGGUAAAGCCUUUACACAUCCAUCUACUGUGGUCUUGCAUAAAAGAACACAUACUGGAGAGAAACCCUAUGAAUGUGAUCAAUGUGGUAAAGCCUUUGCACAUCACAGUACUCUCCAGUACCAUAAAAAGAAUCAUACUGAAGAAACCCUGUGAAUAUAAUCACUGUGGUGAAGCCUUUGAAAAUCACAAUAGUCUCCUGAAACAAAUGGAAUCAUUUGGGAGAGGAACCCUAUGAAGGUAUUUAACAUGGUAAGGUCUUUGCACAUUUCUGUAUUCUUCAUCAUUAUGAAAGUAUUCAUAUUGUAGAGAAACCAUAUGAACAAAAGAAAUGUGGUAAAGCUUUUGCGCAUCAAGUUAUCUCUUAAUGUAGAAUAGAAUAGAUAUUAGAGAUAAAUCAUACAAGUAUGAUAGAUGUUAUAAAGCAUUUUUACAACACAGUUAUCCCUGAAUACAUUAAAAAAAAACAUAGUGGUGAGAAACACUAUGAAUGUAAUCAAUGUGAUGAAACCAUUGCAUAACGAGGUCAUCUUUGAAUAUAAGAACAUGUACUGGAAAGAAGCCUUAUGGAUGUAAGCAAUGUAGUAAAGGCAUAAAACCAUUUGUACUGGAGAGAAACACUAUGAAGGUAGUUAAUAUGGUGAAGUCUUUGCAUGUCACAGUUGUCUCCAGAUACACAAAGAAAUAAUGCUGGAGAGAAAUGCUACAAAUACUAGUUGGCAUGAUAAACUAUUUUUAUGACACAGUUUUGUUAGAAUACAACAAAGAACACAUACUGAAGAGAAACCCCGUGAGUGUAAGCAAUGUGGUAAAGCCCUUUCAUAUUAAGGUCAACUUCAAAUAUGUAAAAAAUUAUAUACUGGGGCAAACACCUCCAAAUGCAAUCAGCGCGAUAAAGCCUUUUUCCAUCACAGUCAUCUUCAAAGGCAUGCAAAAAGUCAUCCUGGAGAGAAACCUUAUAAAUGUAUAUAUUAUUGUAAAUCUUGUGGACAUUUCUGUAACCAUCAUCUUGACAGUAUUCAUAGUGGAAAAAAACCCUGUGAGUGCAAGCAAUAUCACUGUUAUCAGCAAAUGCAGAAAACAACACAUAAUGGAGAGAAACGUUACGAAUGGACUCACUGUGGUAAAAUCUUUGCAUAUCAGUUAUCUUCAGAUAUAUAAAAGAACACAUACUGGAGAGAAACCCCAGUAGUGUAAGCAGUGUGAUAAAGCCUUAUUACAUCACAGUCAUCUUCAAAGGCAUGCAAAGAAUCUUACUAGAGAGGAACCUUAUGAAUAUAUUUAAUAUUGUGAAGCCUUUCUAAAUUUCUGUAAUCACCAUCAUGAUAGUGUUCUUACUGGAGAGAAGUCCUGUGAAUGCAAGCCAUAUUGCAAACCCUUUUAUCACCAAAUGCAGAAAAGAACACAUACUGGAGAGAAACCGUAGGAAUGGGCUCACUGUGGUAAAGCCUUUACACAUCAGAGGAGUCUCUGAACACAUACAAGAACACAUUCUGGAGAGAAACCCUAUGAUUGUAAUCAAUGUAAUAAAACUUGUGUGUGUGACAGUA